This is a messenger RNA of Darwinula stevensoni, 4496 nucleotides long. The record is from the annotation of a GenBank genome assembly. Lineage: Eukaryota; Metazoa; Arthropoda; Ostracoda; Podocopida; Darwinulidae.
AUGCACAAACGAUGUUCUGAUAGACCUCGCCAACAAUCAACUGUCAACAGUGCCUGGAUGCUAACGGAUGCAGGCUACCUGAAUCUGGAUCGUUUUGAGAAAUUCUUGGAGGCCCUUUCCAAAGUGGAGUAUGAGGAGUUUGAGGAUCAUUUUGCAGACAUGAAAUGGUUUCAGAGCAAACAAGAGGCUGGGAAGGAAGUCAAUGAUUUGUCUGAGAGAGUGAGCCAUCUUGGGAUUAACAAGGCCCCUGCUUCAGGCUUUCAGAAGUUCGACCAAGAAAGACUUGCAUCACUUCAGGAUGACUUGGAAGAAGAUGAAGACUUGGACAUUGAAGAGGAAGAGGAUGAUGAUUCAGAAGAUGAUCCUCUUGUGAAGUCUGAAUUCAAGCAGCACAAAAGGCAUUACUACAUGAAGAAGCUGGAGUAUGCUGAAGUCACUGCGGAGGUGUUACGAGAGCAAGCAGAAUGCUAUGUUCGUGCCAUCCAGUGGAAUCUUCACUACUAUUACCAUGGUGUCUGUUCAUGGUCCUGGUUCUACCCUCACCACUAUGCCCCUUACAUUUCGGACAUCAAGGGAUUUUCUGGCUUGAACUUGGAUUUUGAUGCUGAAAAACCAUUCUUACCAUUUGAGCAGCUCCUGGCUGUCUUGCCAGCAGCAAGGUACCUCUGUCUCAUUGAUCGACUGUUGAAGGCAAUGAGACCACUAAGUGAGAAACUGACCAUAGAGGAGCAAGAGAGGAACAAACAUGGUCCAGCCCUUCUUUUCCACUAUUCACAGUCCCCAAAGGGCCCCUAUGAAACACCUGGCUACUUUGCUGCCAUCUCAAAUCACCAUGCAAUCAUCACACCUGUCCAUCGAGAGAGUUUCUUUGUUCCACCAGACAAGCUCGUCAAGGGUCUCUGUCCAAAUGUUCGCCUGGAUGUUUACUUUCCCGGUUUCCCCACCCUCAAGCACAUCCCACACAAGGGAUACCUGAAAAGUCUUGGUGUGAAGGUGUUCCAGCAGAACAGCCGUGGUGAGAACAUGAUUCUGGAGAUUCAGAAUCAAGGGUCCCCAAAUAUUGCAGAAGUGGCCAGAGAUCUCCUUGGGCACCCCAUCUUUGUCUCUUGGCCACACCUUAUUGAAGCUAAAGUAAUUGGAGUAUGCAAUGAGGAAUGGAGUCUCCAUUUGCAAGGGAAGGAGAUAGUUCAAGAGAAAAUGAGUCAGCAAGAAGUUGCUCUCGUUCGCUCCACGGUCAAGAUGAUCUCUGAACAUCAGAGGGAGAAAAGAGGAAUCGAGAUUGGGGAGACAAAGAUCAUGAUUCGAGCCUGCCCUCUGAUUGGUCGCAAGUACACUUUUGGCCAUCAGGGGAGGAUCACCUUGGAGAAACAGUUUGCCCAUGCCAGCUCAUCAUAUGCAUUGCAGACUACAGUCAAGGACAUUGCAUUUCAUGAUCCCUCUUUCACUCAGUUCAAGACAUUGGAGGACAUAUUCUCUAAAGGAAGCACCUGUUUCAUGCUUGCACAACCUCAUUAUGGCUGCAUGGGAGAGGUUAUAGAAGUGGAGAGUGUAGAGGGCAAAUCUGGGAAGGUGAGAGUGCUGGUGACUGAUGUUCCAGAGCCAGAUCUCAGUGCAAUUAAGAAGAAGAAGUCUGCCCUUGAGCUCCCCUAUGUCCCUGGAUAUCAGGCAGCACAGAAGCUGGGGAUCUCAUCUCAUCUCCUGUCCCGCCUCACAGGCUCCAUCUAUAUCAUCCCUGGCUCUAAAGACAAUCAUAAUCCCAAUGGGAACCGCAUCAACUUUGGCCUCAAUCUUAAGUUUAACCGCAAGAAUGAGGAGGUGGAAGGAUUCACUCGGAAGGACAGGGAGAAUGUGUGGCUGUACUCAUCUCAAGCCAUUGCUGUCAUUAAGGAUUACUUGGAGGCUUUUCCUGAUCUCUUUGAGUUCCUUGCUGAUAACACCGGCAAUGACAUCUUCUUUGCAAGUGACAUCUUCCCUACAGAUGUUCAUGGGAUGGAAAGAGUGAAGGAGAUUGUCAGAUGGCUGAAGGAGCAGCCCUCUUCCUCUGCCCCCAGACGAAAAUGUGGGUCAAGGGCACUUGAUGCCAAAGUCGUUGCUGCCAUUGAGGAGAAGGUGAGAUCCUUCACCAAUGAGCCAGGAAGAAAGGCCCGUCUCGUCGUGAAGCCACAUCUCCUCUUCCGACCACAUGCAUACCAGGGUAGCCUUCCUCCUGACCCAAGUACAUCCACUGACCUCUUUGACCGUAUCAUCAACGUGAGACAAGGAUUCUCUGUCCCAUUGGGACUGCGUGGCACAGUUGUUGGGCCUGAAAGGGCUAAAAUGAAGCAACCAGGAUACCAUGCAGCCCAAGAGAAGCAUCAUUCCCUAGAAUUAGCAUGGGGUUUUCAUGUGACUUCUUGCCUGUCUUACCCACUUACUCUGGGGAUGACAAGUGCAGAAAAGCCAGAAGAAGUCCUGUAUGAGGUAGUAUUUGAUCAAGAAUUCCCUGGUGGAGUGGAAGUACGUUGCAGUGGGAAGAGGGGUUACAAGAUCCCAGCAUCAGCUUUUCUUAAUUUUUCUCAUGGGAUAAGAGAAGAAGCUAAAAGGAGGCAACAGGUAAAACCGUUGGCUGUGGUCCAUCCCCGCUCAUCAGAUGAGGAGCCCCUCUCUCUCCCCUUAGGUCGUCACCACAAGCAAGGUGGCAGUACAGGUAUGGUGGUGAGAGCUGGUAGGCCCUCAUAUCGGGCUGUCCCUCCACCUCCUUCCCUCCAGUUCAUCCCUCCACCUCCUCGCUUUUGGACUCCAAGACCUAUGCCUCCAGCAAGACAAAUGCUUUGUGAUUUCCCUCCUCCAUCUCAGCCACUGGUUUUCACAAAUUCUACUUUUGGAGCUGGACGUGGAAGAAUGGGACCAACAGCAGGAGACCUGCGCUUCCGCAAUGCACAUAGGAAUGCAGAUUGUACCCAUUUGCAACACCCUGACCUUCAGGGACAGCAUCAGAUGGACAUGCCAAUUCCAGUACCAGGUAGUUACCCAUGGAGUGGAAGUGGAAUGAGAGGAGGGACUCCUCAUAGGCCUCCCCAUGUCAGCACUAAUUAUCGCUACAUCACUCCGCCUUUUCAGAGUGGUCCCAUGCUGGUAAGACAGGGACAUGAAGGAAGAGAGACAGCCCAAGUUGACAUGGUGAGACAAGUACAUGAAGAGAAAGGACAGUGGAGAGCCAUUCAACCAGAAGAACUCUUCCAGAGUGCAGAAAUGAUGGGGAAGAGAGAAGUUAUGGGGUCUCUGACUUCGGCUGCUCAACCUUUGACGAAUCGGAUGGAUCGAGCAACAGCCCAACUCAUGGAAUACUUUCAAGGAGAGGGAAAAGGAGGUGUCCCUAGGUAUAAGUACGUGAAUGGACCAGGUGGAUUUCAGGCGAGUGUGACCCUUCCAGAUGGUUCCACUUUUGAUGGGCCUGUGUCAGCUUUCAAAGACGAGGCAGCAGAAGGUGCUGCCAUGCUGGCCCUCGUCAAGGUCAAGGCACCUCCUCGGGGGACAUCGGACCCUCCUGCUCCUGGAGCCGCAACAGAUGCGGAAGCAGUCGGAUUGCUGAACCAUCUCCAGAUUCAUCGUGGAUCGUCCGGGGAAAAGAGAGGAAGUGGCAGGAUAUUCCAGGCUGCCCUCCGGGGUGCUCACGAUCGUCGAGGAGAUGACUCCCUGCCGUUUGUGCCAUUGCAAGUGGCUAAGAAGUCUGUCGCAUCUUCUCGUGAGGGAGGUUCUCGAGGGCGUGGAAUGAAACCCAAGGCCUCCUCGUCCGAGUCUCAAGAGGGUCUGUGUUUGCAGGAUGAGAAGAAGGACACUGCGAGGAAGAAGCCUGUGUGUGCAAGGAGCAUUUCCGAAUCUUCGUCUCCCCGUGGACCAUCUGGUCAGAGGAAGUGCCGGCUAGCCAUUAAUUUUGCUAAUGCCCCCAAGAAUAGCUAGAAUCACGGGCUUGACUAUGUUGUUGGUUCCGUUAAUUUUAAUUUUAAUUUUUAAUUUUUUUUGUGUACAUUGCAUCGCGGGAGCAAUCAGUAUGAACUGGAUCGUGUUUUCUGUCUUCAUUGGGAUGCCUCGAAAAGUUUAUAUCUUUUUUCUUUGGAUUUUUUCUUUUGUCUCAUCUUGUCUCUCAUAGCUUUGUGAUUGGAGACAUAGUAGAGCCUCUGAGGAAUCUGGUCAUGGUUCCACUUUCGUAAAGGAUGUUGCCUCUGUUUCUGAAGACAACCACUGGAUCGAGAAGGAAGGAAAUCCUUAUAGGCGAUUUCCAUUUCUUACUCGUUGCACUUGUCUCUCAUCAUGUGAAGGUCAUGUACUCUAUCGUUUGGGGCUCCCUUCAGGAUCUGUACAAUACAUACAUUUAUUUGUACACUGUGAGAGGGCUUUGUGAAUUUCAUUUUUUCGUUCACAUAUGAAUGUUCUCACUGCAGUGAAAGAAAGUUGUUUCCUGUUUUUUUCUUGUUCGACUCAUCUGCUUUAUUUUAUUUGUAAAACUUGCCCACUGU